This is a messenger RNA of Arabidopsis lyrata subsp. lyrata, 1237 nucleotides long. RefSeq lists its product as uncharacterized. The record is from RefSeq and is a predicted model, not a curated record. Gene Ontology annotation, biological process: intracellular signal transduction; lipid metabolic process. Gene Ontology annotation, molecular function: phosphatidylinositol-4,5-bisphosphate phospholipase C activity. NCBI's taxonomy places the organism in Eukaryota, Viridiplantae, Streptophyta, Magnoliopsida, Brassicales, Brassicaceae.
AUGUCUACAACAAUUAAGAUAACUCUGGUUUUGAAUCUCUUGCAUCUAUUGUUCGUAGCAGCCCUAGUUCGUUCAGAUCAAAAUACGUUGCCUCUCAGAUCCUUCAAGAUAAGUGAAAAUGCUAAAUACGAUUGUGUAGAUAUUUUUAAGCAACCAGGACUUAAUCAUCCCUUGCUCCAAAACCACACAAUCCAGAUGAAACCAUCAAUUUCAAGAAUUAAAUUAAGGAAUCACAUUGGCAACAACAAAUCAUAUUCGAAGAAAACAAGUUGUCCAGAUGGAACCGUUCCUAUAUUGAGAACCUCAAGAUACAACAUCAAGGCACAACUUUUCUCCGAAAAAUAUUUCCAUCCCCUGUCAACCCAUAGUUCUGGAGCACAUAUUGCUGGAGUAAGGUCACGUGCUGGUCCAUUUCAUGGUGUAGAAGCUUGGUAUGAUGGAUAUGCGCUAAACGUUGGACGAUAUCAGAUUUCAUAUAGCCAAAUAUUUAUAGGCAGUCGAUUGAAUAACCAAAACAAUUUUAUCCAAGCGGGUUAUAUUAUAAAUCCAGGUUUCUUUCGCACCGGACAACUUUGGACGUAUGCAUUUUGGAAGGGUAAAGAUGGAAAAGGAUGUUACAAUACAGCAUUUGAUGGGUUUAUUCAGGUUUCGAGAAAAUUUCCCAUAGUCCAACCCAUAGACCUUAAGCCAGGAGUCCCUGAUUGGUCGCGUUGGUCCAUCCAUCAGGAUAAAGGAACUAGAAAUUGGUGGCUUACAAUAUCGAAUGGACCUAACGAAGAUAUUGGAUAUUGGUCAAAAGAGCUCUUUAAUCUUAUUGACAAUGGUGCUACUACGGUUGGAGUUGGGGGUGCAGUACAAGCUUCUGGUUCAGGUGAAAGUCCCCCGAUGGGUAAUGGUAAUUUUCCAGUGGGAGGCCGCUUAGACUCAGCAUUGGUUACAAAUAUUGAAGUUUUGGAUUCCAACUAUAACAAUCGUAAAAUGAAUUCUUUUCCUACUGAGAUUAUGGUAUAUAGUCCAAAAUGUUAUGGGGUAAGAUUGGUAAGGUGAAACCAUUUCAUCGAACUCGACUCGGUUUCUUUUUCAAUUAUGGUGGUCCAGGCGGAAACUCUUGUUGAGUUUAACACAUUACAUUGUAAUCUUUAGACCGGGUAUUUAAUAAAUAAGAAUAUUAUUCUGAAUUAAUCAUAUGAAACUAUUAUACAAUUAAGUUACUUAACUCUUUUUUGUUAUCAAGGUU